UGUCAGAUCGUGGGCGCGUUCUGGUACCUGCUGUCGAUCGAGCGGGUGAGCGACUGCUGGAGGGCCAACUGCGACGAGUUCCCCGGAUGUAACACCAUCUACAUGUACUGCGGCUCCACGGAGGAGAGCAACGACGAGUUCAAGGAGUGGACCACCGUGAUCAAGCAGGUCAUCUACGAGAACUGCGAGCCCGACGGACAGAACCCCUUCGACUACGGCAUCUACUCCUCCGCCGUCACCUCCGAGGUCAUCAGGUCAAAAGACAUGACCACCAAGCUGCUCUUCUGCCUAUGGUUUGGCCUCGCCAACUUGAGUACGCUUGGCCAGGGGCUCAAGACAACCAUCUACACCGGGGAGUCGCUCUUCGCCAUAUCGCUCGCCACCUUCGGCCUCAUCCUCAUGGCCAUGCUCAUCGGAAACAUUCAGACGUAUCUCCAGUCCCUGACGGUGCGUCUGGAGGAGAUGCGGGUGAAGCGGCGCGACUCGGAGCAGUGGAUGCACCACCGCCUCCUGCCGCAGGAGCUGCGCGAGCGCGUCCGGCGCUACGACCAGUACAAGUGGGUGAACACGCGGGGCGUCGACGAGGAGGCCCUCGUCCAGAACCUGCCCAAGGACCUCCGCCGCGACAUCAAGCGGCACCUCUGCCUGGGCCUGGUCCGCCGCGUCCCGCUCUUCGACAACAUGGACGAGCGGCUGCUGGACGCCAUCUGCGAGCGGCUCAAGCCGGCGCUCUACACGGAGCGCACCUACAUCAUCCGCGAGGGGGACCCCGUGGACCAGAUGGUCUUCAUCAUCCGCGGCAGCCUCGAGAGCAUCACCACCGAUGGCGGCCGCAGCGGCUUCUUCAACCGCAGCAUGCUGCAGGAGAGCGACUUCUGCGGCGAGGAGCUGCUCACCUGGGCGCUCGACCCCAAGUCCGGGGUCAGCCUGCCCUCCUCCACGCGCACCGUUAUGGCGCUCUCCGAGGUCGAGGCAUUCGCGCUGCACGCCGAGGAGCUCAAGUUCGUGGCGGGGCAGUUCCGCCGCAUGCACAGCAAGCAGGUGCAGCACACGUUCCGGUUCUACUCCCAGCAGUGGCGCACCUGGGCGGCCACCUACAUCCAGGCCGCAUGGCGGCGGCACCUCAAGCGGAAGGCCGCCGAGCUGCGGCGCAAGGAGGAGGAAGACGAGGGACGCUCCUCCAGCUUCAAGACCACCAUACUCGUGUCACGCUUCGCCGCCAAGAUGCACAGGCAACGCUCCAAGCGAGAUGAGGAGGUCAUGAUCCAUGUCCCCGUGCCUAAGCCCCGUGAGCCGGACUUCGGCAUUGAUGACUGA
Molecule: messenger RNA, 1317 nt
Organism: Lolium rigidum
Lineage: Eukaryota; Viridiplantae; Streptophyta; Magnoliopsida; Poales; Poaceae
Product: putative cyclic nucleotide-gated ion channel 9
Exons: 3
Molecular function (GO): protein binding
Source: RefSeq, a predicted model, not a curated record